AAAUUCAUUGAAACCAUUGGCUAUCUAGCUAAAAUAAAUUGCUAGCUUGAUAACGUUGGAUCAUUGUUAAAGUUAACUCGCACCAAGUUGUCACCCAUCUGCUCCAUUUAUGUAACUAAUGUUAGCUAGCUAGAGUCUAUAAACAGUUAACAGUAAGGGUCUGUUUCUGUGUCAUGAAAGUCAAAGCCUGCUAGCUACAUAAAGCACAACAUAAAGCAAAACAGGCGUUUAGCUAGCUAGCUAAAGCCUAGCUAAUGUUGUGUUAGUAGACCAUCAACAUGGCUAGGUAACUUCGAUAGAUCUCUGGUUGUCAUUGCAAACGAGCUGUAGUGGUGGUCAAUUAGCCUGCUAAUGGUAGCAAUCUGGUCUCGAGCUCUCUGGCGCCUAACUAAGAAUUUAACUCAUAUUGUAAAACGUCUUCUCUUUUCAGCAAUAUAUAUUGCUAUCUGGCGCCUAGAGAAGGCAGUUGGCUGUGUCUAACUUUAGGAUCAUCAACGUAUGUUGCCUGCAAGGUUAUCUGUUUUGAAUACAUAGCUAACGUUAGCUAGUUACAUUAUUGCAUGCGCAAAUUGACAAAUCAGGUACUUUGUGUUUGGUAACACAUUUUUUUACAUUUUUAUUAACAAUAGUUUCAAUUCACUUAGGCCAAUCAUCACAUAUUAAAACAUACAUCAAUUAUUGGUAUACACAACCAGUUUUGGAUUCACCUGAUGUUUGUAUGGCCUACCUAUUAAACAAAGAAAAUACCUCUUUUAUGGUAAUGAGUAUUGACACUGGGUUAAGCUUAGGCCCACCCUUUGUAUUCAGUUGAAGGCCUCUCAUUCUAACAUAACCCUCCUGGUCUUUUCACCGGAUGUCAUUCUUCUGUCCUGUGUCAGUGUGUCUCCUAUGUCAGCAGUGUGUUGGCUUAGGCUAGGUCAGUCUGCUAUGCCCCCCUGCAAGAGAGGAGACAGACAGUGAGUGUGGUGGCCCGCUGCGUUGUUGGACUGUGUGGGUUAAUGAUUGAGUGCUUCCAGCAGGGACUAACCUCAGCUGCCACACAGGGACUAGCCUAACCACACAGGCAGGCAUUGACCACCGUUGAAGUCUGCCAUCACUGUUAAUUUAUUCCUAUAACCAUGGCUGACAGCAACACCAUCAGGCUCCGAGUCUUCUCCCUCAACUGCUGGGGUAUCCGUUACCUCAGCAAGCACUGUCGGGAGCGCUACGCCAUGAUCGGAGAGCUUUUGAGCAGAGAGGAGCACGAUAUUGUCCUGCUGCAAGAGGUCUGGAGUGAAAAAGACUUCCUCUGCUUGAAAAGGAAACUUUCCUCUACCCAUCCGCACUCCCAUUACUUCAAAAGUGGAGUCAUAGGCAGUGGAAUGGCCACGUUCUCCAGACAUAGAAUCCAUGACGCAUUUCUCUACCGCUAUUCAUUAAACGGCUACCCAUACAUGGCCCACCAUGGAGACUGGUUUGGAGGCAAAGCUGUGGGGAUGGUCAUAUUAAACAUAGGCAGACUGGCAGCACACGUCUACGUCACACAUCUGCAUGCAGAGUACUGCAGGGAGAAAGACUCCUACUUACCUCAUAGAGUGGUACAGGCCUGGGAGCUGCAGCAGUUUAUUCGUCAUACCUCCAGUGGAGCAGAUCUGGUGAUUUUGGCCGGAGAUCUGAACCUGCAUCCCCAGGACCUUGGCAACCGGUUGCUACGGACAUACACUGGCCUCCGGGACAGUUACACAGAGACUGCCAAGUUUGAUGGCUGUGAGGACGGCAUCACUCUUAUAGCAGAUAACCCUUUCAUCAAUCCCAAAGAGCUCUGCCCCUUCAAGAAGGGCAUCAGAAUAGAUUACAUCCUCUACAAGGGGUCAGGAAGAGUGUCCAUCCAGUGUGAGUCUCUGUCAACCACCAAGGGUUCUGUCCCUGACCAUCCCUUCCCUUACUCUGACCACGAGGCCCUUAGUGCAGAGCUGCAGCUGCAGACUCUGACCCAACAGGCAGGAGGAGACGAGACCAGAGGUAAGCUGGCUGAGCUGGUGGACAUUGUGACGGAAGCCCGUACUGAGGUGAAGGUGGGCCUGUACUGUGCCGAGAGGAUGCGCUACACGGCAGCUCGUACCGGGGUGAUGGGCAUGGCCCUGCUGCUGUUGGAGCUGGCCAUUGCUGCUGUUCCCUGGCUGGCCCUGAGAGCUGACCAGCCCUUCCCCCGGGCCUCCUUUUACCUAUUGGGGGUGCUGUGCUUUGCCAUCCUGAUCACCACCUUCCUGCUCUACAUCUUCUACACCAUGGAGUUGAAGGCUCUACAGGGGGCAGAGGACCAGAUGAGGCUGGCUGUGGGGAGCCUCCAGGAAAGGCUGAGGGGAUUCCCCCUUGCCCAGCCUCUGAACCGCCUCUGUAGGCCACUGGACGGACAGGACCCCUGCCCUCUGGAGCCAGAGGAAUAGAGGCAGGAGGAGGGUGGGGGUAUAAAAUGAACUGUGAGGAACUGAUCUUAAAGAUGGAAUCUGCUGUAGGGGAAAUAAUGCCCCAUGGCUAUUUUUGUUGAUGAAGCAGCGGUGGGGAGCGUCGAGGAUUAAGAUCAAAUAAAUGACAGUACAUAUGCAGCUGUUCUAUCGCGUGGUGAAUGAUGUCCGAUGGGGGAAAAGUGUUUGCAGUUACUUAUAUGCUGUUGUAAUAUUGCAAACGGACGUGGCAGUUUCACCUUUAAGGAUACUAGCUUUAAAAAGGUCCAGGGACUGUCUGCAUCGACUGAAUGUACUUUAUGCUAUUGAGGAUUCACUGCAGUAGAAGCAUGCAGCAUAAGGUUUGACUUAAUGACUUGAACCAGAAGAAAAGGACAUUUCUUGAAGUGGUUUUGCUCAUGUGCUUAGCUGCUAUGUUUUGUUUAGUUUUAACUUUGUCCAUCUGUAAAUUCCACUCGGCAAUCUUUGGAUUGUUUACUUACUCAUCUUUAUUCUCGAACAAUGACAGCUUCUCGUGACAAUUGGCCAUGAGACAAUCAGGUGAUAAACACAUUCUUAACGUACAUCUUUCCUAUAGUCCAGACUUGAGGAUUGCAUUGGCACUAGGAGGUUCCUCAGGUCUGGCUUGCAUUCCACCACUCAGGGUCUUGGUGGGACCAAUUCUUUCCUCUGUUUCAUGACUUCCUUUUACAGUGUAUAGCAGCUUAGAGCCUCUUUAGCACAACUCGGGGACGAUGUAUGACGUCUGCUUUUAGUUGGAGCCAUGUUUUGUUCAGUUAUUGUGAAUGUUACACUAAGUUCCAAAUUGAUCCCCCUAGCCCUUACACCCUAGGCACUCCUGGAGAUCUGAAAGGCUUGGAUAGGUGGAUGCAUUGCUGUCGUAGCUUGCUUUGUCUACUGAUUGGAUGGGUGGAACUAUUACCAUAUUGCUUCCACCUAUCCAAAUCCUCUCCGAUCAGCAGGAGUGUCUAAGGAGUAGAGUUUUUCAGGGUCCAUUUGGAAUUCAGCAUCCGAGUGCCCUGUAGGACAAGAGCUCCUGUGACAUGGCCAGUUUCAAAUGGACUGUGGGGCGACGAAGCACAGUUCUCCCUCUUGAGCUGUACAUUAGGCUUUUAUUUCGUAGACGUGUUGGGAGGAGAUGAUCAGAUCUCUUGAGCGGUAGCUGCACUGUCCCAAAGAGAGAGAUUUGAACGCAUUCGCAUGUCUUGUGUAGUGUUUUUAGAAACUGUUGAUUUUAAUCAUAGUCAUUUGCUCGAAUGAUUUUUAUUUAUGACGUUAACAAAUAAUUUUGGUAACCAAUCAAGGCACACUUGUAAAGAGUCACUUAGAGUUGAGAAGAUCAAGUUGUUUGGGUACCUGCACUUGAUUAGCAAGAAAGCUUUUAAUGUACCUACCUUGUAAUUGAAUGUACUGUAAAACGAAGGCCAGUGCAACCAUUGCUGCAUAUGCAGAGAUUGUCAAUUUAAAAGCACAGAACUGUAACCCUGUCCUGCUUCUUUCAGGGGUUCAGUUUAGUGCAAUUAAUGAUGGGAAAAGACUGAAUCAUUUGUUUUUUUUAUAUUACACAUAGAUACAUUCAAUUAUCAUCACAAAUGUGGGCUAGUUAAAUGUAUCUUGUCACUCCUUUGAAUCAUCUUGGUUAAAAUGGAACUCCAGCUAAUAUUGUGUAGUUACUAACAAUCCAUGGUAACAUUUCAGACAGUAUUCAAUCCACUUGAUUAUAUGGAUUGUUAUUGACAAUUUGAAGGACAUGAUUGUAAAGGAAAUAAUAAAUAGUCUAUACUAAUAUUUGGAUGUAUGCUAA
Messenger RNA from Oncorhynchus masou masou (cherry salmon), 4248 nucleotides. RefSeq names its product sphingomyelin phosphodiesterase 2b (gene smpd2b). The transcript is spliced from 11 exons. The coding region runs from base 1119 to 2426 and encodes 435 amino acids. Lineage: Eukaryota; Metazoa; Chordata; Actinopteri; Salmoniformes; Salmonidae. The record is from RefSeq and is a predicted model, not a curated record. Gene Ontology annotation, molecular function: sphingomyelin phosphodiesterase activity.